GAGAGCGAAAGAGAGAGAGAAAGAGAGGGAGAGAGAGAGAGGGAGAGAGAGAAAGAGGGAGAUUGGUCGAACCUUCGAAAGUGGCUUGAGCGGACGCAUUGCAGCCCAUUAACUAAUCUUCUAUAUUUGUUGGGAUACAUUGUCAUCUUCUUCAUCGGUAAACGGAACGCCAGAGUGACACAAGAAAGUCUAACCGGUGUGCUGUGUUAAUUUUUUAUGAAUCCUUUGGACAUUUGUUUACAUCUUGAAUCAAUUAUAAUAUCUGAGCUUUGAAGGGAAACAGAGCUCAUUUUGUUUGUUUAUUUUUAUAAAAAUUCUGAUGGCUCGGAUGGAUCAAUUGGGAUGAUACACGUAGAUAGUCGUUGAUGUUUUUGAAGUCUCUGAUACACAGUUAGUCGUGUCUUAUUUUCGGCAUCGUUGCUUGCAUGUGGGUCACAAGUUGCACAAGACAAAGCUAACGGGAUAGAGGGUUCACCGAGCUGAGGAAAAAAUGUGGAGCUCGGUCACAGCAGCUGGCACGGAAAAUGGACCUGCACCACCUUCAAGAAGUAAACACAGUGCGGCGUUACUUGCAGGACACGUAUAUCUCCUUGGAGGUCGAAAUGGAAAUUUACCACUCAAAGAUCUUUGGCGGUAUAGUCUCGCUGAAAGCAAGUGGGAAGAAUUACAUCCUGGGGGAGAAAGGCCGCCGGCUCUUCAAGAACACAGCGCGGUAGCAUACAAGGACUGCCUUUACGUAUUCGGUGGAGAACUAGGCUUUUCCGCAGGCACGGAAACACCACUUUGGGUUUACAAUGUCAAGACGAAUACGUGGAGGAAGGUCAGAGCUCAAAGAGGUUGCGCGGUUCCUAGAGGUCGAAGAGGUCAUACGGCCUUGGUCCAUCGAGGUCAAAUGCUCAUCUAUGGAGGUUAUCAAGAUUUACGUGGUAGCUCUCCUGAAUUAUGGGCUUUCCAUUUCGAAACAGAAUCGUGGCAUCUAUUAUCAUCUAGCGAAAGUGGUCCAGCUGCGAGACACAAACACUCAGCCGUUUUACAUGGAGAUACUAUGUAUAUUUACGGUGGUAUGACGGAUUUACAAGAGAGAAGCGAUUGCUGGCGAUGGGACGUUAAUACCGCUUCCUGGUUCAUGCUGAAGAAUAAGCCUGGACCGGGUCCACUUCAUGGUCAUGCUGCUUGCAGACUCCCAAGUUGCAUGUUGAUCUUUGGUGGAGAGAGCGGUGGUCUCGCUACCAAUGAAUUAUGGAGGUUUCAUUUCGGUACGGAAACUUGGGAGAAACUAUCUGUACCAGGACCGAAACCUCAACCCAGAGCAGAGAGUGUCGCCCUGGCAGUAUCCGAGUUGUUGAUUCGUGGUACCAGUAGCGAUAAUCCUAAGCCAAGAUUAAAAAAUCAAAGGACGAGAUUGUGUAGUAAUAGAAUAUCACCGAAUGAAGCACCUACGAGGCCUAGUUUUCUCAAAGAAAUCUCGAAAUUGUCGCAGAUCAAUCUGUCAAGGUUGAGUCAUCCAACCAAGUGUAGUUAUUCUGUACUUAGUGGACAGGACGAUAAUGAAGAAAGUCCUCAAGAGGCGAACACGUAUUAUCCGUUUCAGCAAGUGGACGUAGAAGCCGUAGAACCUUCGAUGGGGAUGGUAAAGUCUCGAAGUGCCAAUACCUUAGCUCGUAGAAGACAAAAGCCGCCGGAAACGACGACAAAAGCAACCGAAGCUAGCAAUAGUAAUAAUAAUACUGGCAGUGGCAUGACCAGAGAUCCUAUUUCGGUGCCAAAUUUUCGAGCUUUAACGUUACCAACGCCAGUACUAACACCUGUUGAGGCAGCUAGAUUAGUUUUCGUUGAUCCAGACGAGUUGAGCGAUAGCGAGGAGAAAAAAGAACCACCUACCUCGAGACUGAUCGAAGUUCAGGAAGAAAGGAGAGAUUUUUCUUCCACACAUCACGCUUGUCAACCAACCAGAGGUGAAAGCUACAGUUCUCAUCUUUACGAGGCAGCCCUUCAAACUCCAAAGACACCGACUACGUCUAAAAUACCAACUUCAGCAUCAGUCAGAUUCGCUGACCUGGAAGAAGGCGAGGAAUCAACGUCGGAUUACGCGAGUAUUGAAACAAGAAGUCCAGGUGAUCCCUUGGCUGAAGAUGAUUGGCCUUCAAAUAGAAAAUCUAAACAGUUACGUGCUAUCGUCAGUUCAACGACAAUACGUGAAGGCCAAUUUGGUUUUUGCAAUCCGAAUUAUUUGGGCUUGGACGAGAGCAGGAGUCAUUAUCAGCAGCAGCAGCAUCAUCAUCAUCAUCAUCAUCAUCAUCAUCAUCAUCAUCAACAACAACAGCAACAACAACAACAAGACGGAAAAUAUGCGAAGAUGUUGAACAGUCCACCUGAUAGCGUGUUGGAGGAUGAACCUGGCAGGUCAGCCUCGCAAACAUUCGCUGAACUUCUUGAACUUCAAGAGAUCAGAAGGAUUCCCAGAGCACCGCCUAAGAGUUUGCCUUUGGGAUCACCCUCGAGACGAGCUGUUAGUGCCUCCAGGGCCGAAAGGCAAAGGGCUAAAGUCGCAGCUAAUGAUGGAAACGACUCGGGAACACCUUCGUACGGACCUGCGCCUUUAUAUGUCUUCUUAGUCGGUGGUAAAGAAAAGGGUCAGGUCACCGUCUUUGCUAGACCUGUCUCUCUCUGGAAAUUGCAGCUAGCGCCGCACAUUUUUUAGAAAUACCUCGGGGAUCCGAUGAUCAAUUCGAUUAUCGAUCCGAUGACAGUUCUGCGUUCUCAACUUUUUACAAUAAUCGUUUCUCUUACUUUAACUUGCUUUUGUUCUUCGUCAUUUUCUUCAAAAUCAUUUUUGUCACGCUCAAUGAAAAAUCUUCUUGUUUUUUUUUUUCAUUUGUACAUCUUUGAAGUAUAUAUGUUACCAAACGUUCAUCGAUUGGCUCUCUUUAACGUAUUAACUUAUUAACUUAUUUAUUAUUAUUAAUAAUAUAAUUAUAUAAUAAUUUAUUAAUAUAAUUCUAUGGAUAUACUACAUGUAAAAAAUUUUGCAUUGUCCUUGUAAUUUUCGCAUUACGCAAACAUUUUUCUAGUUAGCAGGAAAGAGAAUAUUGAAUUCAAAGAUUUUUACAAUGAAACGUAAUGUAGUAUUUAUUUAAAAAAAAAAAAUCACCACGUCACGCCUACAGUCUUUUAUAACGUGCUGUUAUAUCGAUAUCGAAAAGAACAAAAUAUUCGAGCUUAUCGAUGUCGAAUUUUUUUAAACCUUUUUCUCCAAUAUCAUUUUGAUAGUGCUCGAGACGAUUUUCCUUAACGAAGAAAUGUAAACUUUGCAGAAUUAUUUUUGGAUGUACGAUUAAUGGAUAUAUAAUAACUUAAUACAAAACGUACGAUCAAAAAGUGUGAUUGGAGCGUUAAAUAAAAAAAAAACGCGAUAAUCGAUAUCGAUCAUAACGAUCUAUCGCUGUUUUUAACUAUAGUAUUUUUGUGUCAUGCUCAAAGUCGUUCAAAAGAAAUCGAUCGACAGAAAAUUUAUGACGUCUGUUUUUCGAUGCUUGUUGUUCUUUCGUGAUACGAAUUCUAGAUACAAAAAAAAUAAAACAAAAAAAAUGCAUAGCAUAACGACGACUAAAUUGACUUUUGUAUUUGUCUUAUCAAUAGAUAGAUAAACGAACCACACGUACCAUGUAUGCAUUUAACUUAGUGUAGAGAAUUGAAAUUACAUUAUGUUUCUUUUUAUUUUCAUUGAUUAUUAUCCACGCUAAAAUUUUAUACUUUUAAAUUAACUCAUCGAUUUCUAUAAUGCUCAGUAACAUAUCCAUAGUGUAUUGAUUUGCUUGACGAAAUAAACAUGCGGUAUCCAUAGAGACAAUUUUUGAAAGAUAUUCCUAUAACGAAAUAUUCUUUUCUAUUUCAGAAUCGUCAAGUAUUUUAAUUUUUACAUUAGGAUCAUACGUAAUAAGAUUAAUCGCGAAUAUUAUACUUAUUGACUCAAAGUUCAUAUUGAACCGUUCGAUAUAGCGAGAGAAUGUUUUCAACGUAAAUUUGUAUUAAACGAUCAUGAUCAAUGUUGAAAAUUGAAACGCAGAUCAAACCAGCGCAAUAUGAACAUAUUGAAUAGAUAUAUUCGCGCGAAUUUUAACUUUGUAAAGAAACAUACGGGUACUUAUAAUCUUAUCAAAAUUUUACUAACGAUUCGCAUUAGAUUUCUUAUAACAAUUCCACGAUACAAUUUUACCACAACGUAGUCUAAUAUCUAUAAUUAUAUUAAAUAUCGAUCACGUAAUUAUAUUCCGUAUGUUUAUUUCAACAUCGUUAAGAUCGAUCACACCAAUAAUUCGAUAAGCGCGUAUACAUGGAAGAAAAUAAUACAUAAUUAAAAAUUAUUUCAAAUUGGCUCGCCUGAUCUGCGUUUAAGUACUAUGGAAUGUAAACUCAAUGUGCGUAGACUAUAAUAUUAGGUUUAAUAUCAGAUUAUAAGCUUAAGAUAGGAUCGACGAUCUUAAGUAUUAAUCGCAAUCGAUUUUCGGUUGUCUUCACAGUGGAUAAUUAAUUGAAAAACGAUUUGUACAGUUCUCUUUCUAUAAUCAUUUUCUUUUUAUCAUAUAAAUGCUAGAAUGAUAAUAGCGCUUGAAAAAUAAUCUCAAUAUUUUUAUUUUAUAUUAAGAAAUAAAACAACAGAAGUAUCCACUGUGGUUGUAUUUACAAUCGUAGAAAAUGAAUUCCGAUAAGCAUAAUGUAAGUAGAAACGGUGAGAUACGAUGGAAAAUUUCUUGCUCGUAUAGAAUUUUUAUGCCCAAGAAGGCCCAACACAUAUAAUCCAUCCAUAAGUAGCUGAAGGUCAACGUGACUCGUUAUAGGCUGGAUAUUGUUGAACUCUCUUAUGUUAUUAAUCGUAGAUAGUGAUAUUAUUUAUUUUUUUCCUCAUAUACCUCAAUAAUUAUAUUUACUUUUAGUAGAUAGGACAAAUAAUUUAUUUGUAUAAGUAAUAAGUAGAAUAAGAAAAUCUUUAAAUUUUUAAUCGAUAAGAAUCUAUAGAUAUCAGAAUCCGUGCAAUAUUACAUUCAUAAAUUAUACAAUUCUAAAUAAUUGUAUAUCAAGCCUAUCAAUGCUUUAUUAUAACAAUUGAUUUACUUUUCCAAUUAGGUAGCAUAUUAAAAAGAUUAUUAUUAGAAAGAAGGGUUCUCCAGUAUCCAGCUGCAGGCCACAAGACCCCCGAAAAUCAAUGUUUUCCAUUCGUAGAGCUAGUCAAUUUGAAGUCUCAGUGUACAAAACUAAAGAUAAAUGUUUCAUACUGCGCCCAUAACCCUUUCCCUUCCUUCAAUUUUCCCAAUCAUUGUGUGUAGUUAACGAUCCUUAUGACUGGAUUAACUUAUUAUUGCGUUGAAUACACAUAUUUUCUUUUGAAAAUAUUAUAAUAUUAUAAUAAUAAUUUACAUAAUUUAAAUUAUUGUGUAAGAAGUAUUAUCAGUAAUAUUACUGAAACUAGUUGAAGAAAUCACAUUUGAGGCUUGGACACAUAAAUAUUUUUCAAAACAAGAGUAUAUAAAUUAUUCGUAAACACAAAGUGUUAUUAACAAAAUUAUAAUAACAAGUAUCGUAUCUUUUUCAAGAAUUAUGUUCAAUAUAAUUAUACAUAUCGAGAGAAUAACAUUAAAAUAGCCUCUAUAAUAAAACUAAUGUUUAGAAUACAGACGAAUAUAUUGAAAGAUGUGUUCAAUGAUGAAAAACACAUUUGUCAUGUUCAAAGAGUUUAUAGCAAAAAAUUCAAUUUUGAAAAAGUAACAUUUACCAAAAUUCGUUUUUACAAUUUAAUUUAUGAUCUAAUUGUAUAGUUUGAUAUGGUCUUCUAAAAGUUUUACUUAAUUCAUUAAAUAGAUUUUUUCUUUUCAUAAUAUAAUGUGCAUUAAAAAAACGAAUAAUCCAGUAGUCAAUUAUUACCGUCACCAAUAAUAGUUAUUUACAAAAUAUAUCUAUUUAUAUUUAUCAUAUAAACAAUAUUCAUAUGAAGUUAAAAAAAUGUCAGUUGGUUCCCAAAACAGUGUAGCUGAUUUGAGUGCCUACAUAUAUUCUUCGUGCAAAUAUAUGCAUUCAAUAUUUU
Vespa mandarinia (Asian giant hornet) is the source of this 6079-nucleotide messenger RNA. RefSeq lists its product as uncharacterized. Gene Ontology annotation, cellular component: Golgi apparatus; cytoplasm. NCBI's taxonomy places the organism in Eukaryota, Metazoa, Arthropoda, Insecta, Hymenoptera, Vespidae. Gene Ontology annotation, molecular function: protein binding; chromatin binding. The record is from RefSeq and is a predicted model, not a curated record.